Messenger RNA from Sciurus carolinensis (gray squirrel), 2581 nucleotides. It is a transcript of the gene Parvg, whose product is annotated as parvin gamma. The transcript has 13 exons. Bases 205 to 1200 code for a protein of 331 amino acids. Gene Ontology annotation, biological process: actin cytoskeleton organization; substrate adhesion-dependent cell spreading; establishment or maintenance of cell polarity. Gene Ontology annotation, cellular component: cytoplasm; focal adhesion; actin cytoskeleton. The record is from RefSeq and is a predicted model, not a curated record. NCBI's taxonomy places the organism in Eukaryota, Metazoa, Chordata, Mammalia, Rodentia, Sciuridae. Gene Ontology annotation, molecular function: actin binding.
CCGCCCCACAGUGCAGAGGAGGAAGCGCCCGCCCCAGCGGAGCAGGCCCAGAGGAAGUGAGCAGGGCCCUGCCUCGCCACCCGGCCCAGGCCACCCACCCUCCCAGGAAGUGGGACCUGCCUUGCUCAGGAGCAGGACCCUCUUCCGCGACUGAGGCCUGGUCUCCCUGUGUGCGGGAGGCUGCCAGGGCAGGCCCGAGAGAAGAUGGAGCCCGAGUUCCUGUACAACCUGCUGCAGCUCCCCAGGGAGGUGGCCCUGCCAGCAGAGGAGCAGCUCCCGCAAGGAGCAAAGAAGAAAUACCUGCCAUCCAAUUCCCGGAAGGACCCCAAGUUUGAAGAACUGCAGAAGGUGCUGGCGGAGUGGAUCAACGCCACCCUCCUCCCCGAGCACAUCGUGGUGCGCAGCCUGGAGGAGGACGUGUUCGACGGGCUCAUCCUGCACCACCUGUUCCAGAAGCUGGCGGAGCUCAGGCUGGAGGUGGAGGAGAUCGCCCUGACCGCUGCCAGUCAGAGGCGCAAGCUGGAGGUCGUCCUGGAGGCUGUGAACCGGGCUCUGCAGCUGGAGGAGCCGCAGGCCAAGUGGAGCGUGGAGGCCAUCUUCAACAAGGACCUGCUGGCCACCUUACACCUGCUGGUGGCCCUGGCCAAGCGUUUCCAGCCCAACCUGCCUCUCCCGCGCAAUGUCCAGGUGGAAGUGGUCACCAUCGAGAGCACCAAGAGCGGCCUGAAGUCGGAGAAGUCCGUGGAGCAGCUCACUGAGGACAGCACAGACGAGGACCGACCUGCAGAGGACGUCUUUGAUGAAUUAUUUAAGCUGGCUCCGGAGAAAGUGCGCGCCGUGGAGGAGGCCAUUGUGAGCUUCGUCAAUCAGAAGCUGGAGCGCCUGGGCCUGUCGGUGCAGAAUCUGGACACCCAGUUUGCAGACGGCGUCAUCUUACUCCUGCUGAUUGGACAACUGGAAGGCUUCUUCCUGCACUUAAAGGAGUUCUACCUCACCCCCAGCUCUCCUGCAGAAAUGGUGCACAAUGUCACCCUGGCCCUGGAGCUGCUGAAGGAGGGGGACCUGCUCAGCCACCCGGUCAGUCCUGAAGACAUCGUGAACAAGGACCCCAGGAGCACGCUGCGGGUGCUCUACAGCCUGUUCCGCAAGCACAAGCUCAAGGCCGGCGUGGACGGGACCCCCCGCGGCACCCCGCACUAGCGCCACGCCCCCCAGAGCCACUCCUCACGACCCGUCCGGGCUCCGUGGAGGCUGUGCCGAGGGCCUCCUCAGCCCAGCGAGCUCCAGCCUGCGCUGCCGCUCCCGUCCGCUCGGCGUGAACAGCUCUGACCCCACCAGGGUGUCCUGCCUCGAGCCAACCCCCUCGCUCGCGAUAUCGCUACAGUGUUUCUGGGGCUCCCCAGCCCACAGGGGUCCUGGGCAGCACAAAGUUCAGCUCCAGCCCGCUCCGGUCCUUGGCCACCUCCGUCCCCUGGGCUGCACGUGGACAGGGUCAGCUUCUUGCCACCAGGUCCCGGGCAGCGAGAGCCCAGCCGUGCCCACUUCUCCCAGGCUGGAGGCUCUUGGGCGUCAGGACCGUCCGCUGAGGCCCCGGCUCUCCCCACUCUGCUGCCCCUCUGCCUCCCGCUCAGGGUGACGGCCCAGGAGCCCCAUCCGGAGGCAGGAGUUCAGGCGGCUCCAAACCAACCAGUGUGACUCCAGAAGCUAACGCAGCUCCUUGCCAAAGACGCCAGGGCCCAGGCCAAACCCGGCAGCUGCAACUGGGUUUUGCCCAAAAGUCAUGCAGAAGAAAGUCUGUGGUUGAUUGUGGGUUGGGGUCCUCUCUAGUCUGUCCCCAGGAGCAAAGGCCGCCCUUCCCAGUGAGGCUUGGCCUCCUCUGCAAAGGGUGAGAAACCCGCAGGAGAGCCGGGCACAGCUGUGCCACCCCGGGGCCAGCUUCCCCAGGCCCGGGAGCUGCCGUGGGGUGGGACGCAGCUGGCUCCUCCCCAGCCUCCCGCCCUCCCUGCGCAAGCCCCUGUGGAGGAGAGAGGCUUCGGGGCUCUAGACGGUCAGCCGUGGCUCUGGGGGCCGCCUCUGCCCCGUCAGCUAGGGGGCCCGGGAGGGAGUGACAUGGGGAGCUGGAAUAGGGCCCAGACCAGCUGCAGCUGGUGUCCCGUGUGGGGACACUGAGGGUCUCCCUCCCGUGGCCCCACUGUUCCCUGCCCCUCAUCUCCUGGUUCACAGGGCAGAGGGACGUGGGGCCCGGGAAGCUCGCAGCCCUAUCAGAUGACCCCUCUUCAUCUGUGUCCACGUCCCCUCUCCUGCUGCCUCUGGGAAAUGUCCCUCUCCCAUUCCAGGGGUCCCCCUAUGUGGAGCCCGCUGCCUCCCUCUGCUAGGCACCCCUCCAGGGAGACGCUCCCCUCAAGCAGCCUCCCGGGCCUCCCACCCUCCUCGCCCCAGGCUUCACGGUGAACACCCCCGAUCCGUGCCCGCUUCCUGGGGUCCAGGCCUCACACCCAGCAGGCCGGCUCCAAGUCUCCACCUUGCUCUGUUUGACAGCAAAUUUUAAAAUCAUUAUUAAAAAUUAAGUUUUUCGGCCAGG